This is a messenger RNA of Nezara viridula (southern green stink bug), 5171 nucleotides long. Lineage: Eukaryota; Metazoa; Arthropoda; Insecta; Hemiptera; Pentatomidae. The record is from the annotation of a GenBank genome assembly.
CUUUGCUACCUGCUUGUUCUAUAACCUCCUCAAAAUUUAUUAGGAAGCCUAAAGGUUUAUAAUUGUAAUUGUAGAAGUUUAUUAGUAAUUUAUAAUUAUGGUCCACUGCUCUGCUUGUGGGUGCUUUAAUAGCACUGAAAAGGGUUUUAGUAUGAAACGGUUUCCAAGGGAUCCUGAGCGGAGGAAGGUUUGGGCAGCUAAUGUUAAGAGAGACAAUUGGACUCCAACAAAUGAUAGUCGUAUAUGCGAGGCUCAUUUUACGCCUGACAUGUUCGAACAAAAUCGAGCUGAUGGAAGGCGCUUGUUGAAACAGAAUGCGGUUCCCACCAUUUUCUCUCAUAUUCCAGAGAAAAAACCUAGGGAACCUCCAAAGAAAAGAUCCAUUGAGAUAACCUGUAAAUCAGAAAAAGAAUCAGUCCCAGCAGUUAAUGUGGUCCACUGCUCUGCUGUUGGGUGCUUAAAUAGCACUGAAAAGGGUUUUAGUAUGAAACGGUUUCCAAGGGAUCCUGAGCGGAGGAAGGUUUGGGCAGCUAAUGUUAAGAGAGACAAUUGGACUCCAACAAAUGAUAGUCAUAUAUGUGAGGCUCAUUUUACACCUGACAUGUUCAAACAAAAUCGAGCUGAUGGAAGGCGCUUGUUGAAACAGAAUGCGAUUCCCACCAUUUUCUCUCAUAUUCCAGAGAAAAAACCUAGGAAACCUCCAAAGAAAAGAUCCAUUGAGAUAACCUGUAAAUCAGAAGAAGAAUCAGUCCCAGCAGUUGAUAUAGUCCACUGCUCUGCUUUUGGGUGCUUUAAUAGCACUGAAAAGGGUUUUAUUAUGAAACAGUUUCCAAGGGAUCCUGAGCAGAGGAAGGUUUGGGCAGCUAAAGUUAAUAGAGACAAUUGGACUCUAACAAAUGAAAGUUAUAUAUGUGAGGCUCAUUUUACACCUGACAUGUUCGAACAAAAUCGAGCUGAUGGAAGGCGCUUGUUGAAGCCGAAUGCGAUUCCCACCAUUUUCUCUCAUAUUCAAGAGAAAAAACCUAGGACACCUCCUAAGAAAAGAUCCAUUGAGAUAACCUGUAAAUCAGAAGAAGAAUCAGUUCCAGCAGUUGAUAUCAUCCACUGCUCUGCUUAUGGGUGCUUAAAUAGCACUGAAAAAGGUUUUAGUAUGAAACGGUUUCCAAAGGAUCCUGAGCAGAGGAAGGUUUGGGCAGCUAAAGUUAAUAGAGACAAUUGGACUCCAACAAAUGAAACUUAUAUAUGUGAGGCUCAUUUUACACCUGAUAUGUUCGAACAAAAUCGAGCUGAUGGAAGGCGCUUGUUGAAGCAGAAUGCGAUUCCCACCAUUUUCUCUCAUAUUCAAGAGAAAAAACCUAGGACACCUCCAAAGAAAAGAUCCAUUGAGAUAACCUGUAAAUCAGAAGAAGAAUCAGUCCCAGCAGUUGAUGCUCAUUUUACACCUGACAUGUUCGAACAAAUUCGAGCUGUUGGAAGGCGCUUGUUGAAGCAGACCGCGAUUCCCACCGUUUCCUCUCAUAUCCCAGGGGAAAAACUUACGAAACCUCCAACGAAAAGUUCUCCAAUUGAGAUAACCUGUAAUUCAACAGAAGAAGAAUCAGUCCCAGCAGUUGAUAUAUGCUCUACUGUUGAUUCCAACACUGCUACAGUAGAGAGAACAAAGGACGGCGUCCCAAGUUCAUCCAGUACUGCUGCAGUAGAGAGAACACAGGAGGACGGCAUCCCAAGUUCAACUUCUUCAUCAUCCUCUGCUCCUUCACCUACUUUAUUUCCUCAGAUGAAACAACAGGAACUUCUUAAAACUCUGAUAAAAUCAUACAAUAAAAUAGUGGACAAAAAUAAUCGUCUUAAAGUUAAAUUAAGAAAAAUGAAAAACAUUUUGAAAAAAAAACAAGAAAACAUAUAUUUAAAAUGUUUGAAAAAAGUUUUUACUAAUAAUCAAAUCAAAGCACUAAUGAAAGAUACGGUGAAAUCAAAAACAAAAUGGGAUAGUAACACAAUAAUAAAAGCAUUAAAAAUGAAGUUCGCAUGCGGAAGUAAUGGGUAUAAUGAACUUAUUGCUCAAAAUUUUCCUCUUCCAUCUCACCGAACUUUGAGAAGGAGGGUGCUAAGUGUUGAAUUUUGUCCAGCGAUAUUAAAAGAUGUUUGAUUUUUAAAAAAUUAAAAUUGAAAAUAUCAAUGAUGAGAGAGAAAAAGACUGCUGUCUCAUUUUAGAUGAAAUGGCAAUAAGGCCUGGGCGUACUUUUGACUGUAUAAUCAAUGAUUAUAUCGGUUUAAUAAUGAUUUCAGAUGAAUCUUCAAGAUUUACAGCACGUGCGUUAGUAUUUAUGGUUGCCGGUGGAAGCAAACUGGCUUAUUAUUUUACCGGAAAAUCUAUAAAAAUGGAGAUUAUUUUGAUACAACAAAUUUUUUAAAAAUUAUUGAAAUAGGUUUGAAUGUAAUAUGUGUUACCUCUGACAUUGGUUCUUCAAACCAGUCAUUUUGAAAGGCAUUUGGUAUUACAGCCGGAAGAUAUGCACAUACACAAAAUUUUUUCUCAAUAUCCUAAUAACCCCCAAAAGAAGAUUUUCAUUAUAGCAGAUCUUGUCCAUUUAUUCAAAAACAUUAGGAUGUCGCUUUUAAACAAUAAAAGGUACUUGUUAAGAAUCCGGUCGGGACGAAACCUCCCUUCUUAUCUCGUGUAAGAUGUGAGUUAUUCCAUUGUAUAUUUUUGUUGAAAUGGAUGUUAAUACAUUGUGGGCAUUGCCUUCUUCAGAAGAAGAGGCUAUCAAAUAUUUUCAAAAUGCCAGGGUAAUUGCAAAGGUGAAAUUCUGCGAAGGUCAUGAAAUGAAGUUCGACAGGAAGACGAAUUAGAGAUGCUUUCGUACCACUUGUAAGAAAAACGUACCAAAAUAAGGAAAGGAACAUGGUUAGAGGGGUCGAAGAUUUCGUUUUCAACUGUUUUAAAAUUAAUUUGUGGGUGGUCUCAUAAUUUAACAAGGAUACAGUGGGGCAAAGAGCAGCUGAUACUAUCGAAGACAAGUAUAAUAAUGUAGAACAAAGUUUUAAGAGAGAUUUGUGCCCAUUACAUGUUAUACAGGUCAAGUCAAAAAAUUAGAGGACCUGGCAAAGAUCAUGUAGAGAGAGUUCUCUCUGAACAAUGGAUGCUUGGCGGAGUUUGCCAAGAAACAGAUGAGUGUUUCAUCGUCAAAAUGAAUGACAGAAAAGCAAAAAUUUUAUUAGAAUGUAUUAAAAAUAAUAUAUAAGGGGGAAGCACCAUUUAUUCUGAAUGUUGGAAAGGAUACAACACCCAAGUACUGAAGGAAGCAAACUAUAAUAAUUUCCAGGUGAAUCACCGGUAUAAUUUUGUUUAUCCGUCAAGUGGGGUUCAUACUCAACACAUAGAACGAUUAUGGGGCUCAGCUAAGUGGAAAAAUAAGAAACAUCGAGGAACUGCGAGGUAACACCUUGAUUCAUAUUUUUUUGGUGGUGGCCUCACAGAAAAGAGGACCCCUUCCUCGCUAUUUUAAAUAGCGUUAAACUAUUUUGUCUACCAUAAUAAAUUAAAUGAAAAUAAAAUUCUUUUAUAUGUACAUACGUUUUUUAUAUAAACUAUGAACAUAUAUGCGUAAAAUUAAAUUGUUUUGUUAUUGUUGUGGGAUUUAUUACAUUUAUUUUUGUAUAUUUCAAUUUUAAAUCUAACUGUGUUGUUAUUACAUUUGUUUUUGUCUAUUUCAAUUUCCAUAAAUAUUGCAGUUGUUUUUGUUUAUUUCAUAUAUAUAUGUUGUAAAAUAAAAGUGUUUUUUAUUAUUACAUUUCUUCUUGUGUUUUUGAAUUCCCAUAAAUAUGACAUUUCUUUUUGUCUAUUUCAAUUUCCAUAAAUGUGAAUUCGAUGAUAGGUAUUAUCAGAAUUAUCAGUGUUGAGAUUAUAAACAUUGGCAGAUAGCAGUCGAUCCCGACUGAAUUCUUGACAAGUAACCAAUAAAGUUAUAGAAAUUCCAGAAUAAUUUUACAGCAAAAUAAAUGGUUGUGCAAGCAACUCAUAUUAAAGAACUAUUUGAUUUCCAAGAAAAAUUCAAUUUCAAAUUAGCCCCCAAAUUGGAUGAGGAAGAUUUAUCCCCAUCCCAUUUUUAAUCAAUGAAAGUUGCUUCAGCGGCACAUGUUAUAAACCAUUCAGUUAGAAGCGGUCUUAAGUUUUAGUUAGGGCAAGGCAAAUAGUCCCAAAUGCUUUGAAAUUUAAAACUUAUAAUGAUGCCACAAUAUAUGAAAGAAAGUAGGGGGAAUUUUGAAAUAGGCGAGAGAAACGAUUUUAUAGAGUUGAUAAAAAAAAAAAAAAAAAAAUGAACUUCAGAUAGAUUUCAGCAACUUCGUACCGGAAUCGUAGACCUAUCUGUCAGGGAACUAAAUUUAAAUAGCAUAAAACUGAACUCCCUCCACUGUCUCAGUGGGUUCCUCGUUUCAAGUAUUAAAAAAAUUCUAAAUGGUAUGAAACAUGUGUAGGAAGUUUAGGAGGCUAUACACCAUAUGGCUUAGCAUAUGAAAAUUUUACAGUUUUGGAACAAUUUAAAAAUACCAUUUUUUUGUAAUGAAAAUACGUUUGAUUUGGUUUUAAAAUUAGAAGACAGUUUCUAAACCUAUUGGAACAAAAAAAUUCUGUUAAAAGUGAUUUGAAAUCACUUUUCUUGGAAAAAUUAGUUCUGUUGAUGCUGAACACAUAAUUGAUUGUCAUAGUAUUAAAAAUACUAUUUUGAAGAGGUUUAUUGUAUUUAGACUUAAAAUAAAUUAUAUCAGUACAAAAGUUUCCUCUAUAGGUAGGUCUAUUUUUAGUGGUAAAUCUGUUAAUGUAUAGGCAUUUAUAAACUUCAUUUGCUUUGUAAGUAAAUAAACAUUGUCUGUUAUACCUUUGGUUUUUUAUAUCCUUUUGUUGAUUAAAAAUGUUUUCUUUUUAAAGUUAAAUUUGUUUAUUCUUUAAUCGAUUUAUAAUUCAUUGUAUUUUAUCCUUACAAUUUUUUAUUUCACUCUUCUCUGUUUUUUUUUUUACUUGGUAUAUCCUGUGUGAUAAAAUUGAAAACACAUAUCCAACAACCUAUGAUUUCCCUAAAAAGUAAUGAAAAAUUAAAAGCUUAGAUUGUGGACCAAUGGAAAAUUCAGAAGUGAUUAACAUUAUUAAAAUUUAUCAUAUGAUUAUUUAU